GCAACAAAGAGGAAGACAGAAGAGUUUCGCGUGCUUUCAUCUCUAUUUUAGGAAAUCUUUGACAUGGGUCUGGUGUUAUAGCUGUCGACCUGAUGGAGUGUGGUGAUGGGAAGGUAGUGACCAGGCAUGUGGUGGACACAGAGUUCACUGCAGACUCUGCGGAGUGGUGUCCCCUGGAUGAGAAUGCUGACCUACUGUUGUGUGGGAUGUAUCAGCUGACAGACCCAGACUCAUCCACAACACCUUCGACAGAAAAUGUUCCCACAGAUGUCCCCAAAAAGAGAAUUGGGAGGAUUUACCUGUUCAGAGUGCUUGAUGAUAAUAACGGACAGUUUUCUUGUGAGGAAAUGGAGCGUUUAGAAACUGCUGGGGUGCUGGACAUUAAAUGGAACAGUCUGAGAUUGAAUCAGUGUCCAGCAUUUGUCGUGGCAGACUCAGAUGGUAACGUCAACCUGUAUUCUGUUAGUGUGGACAGAUCAGGUCUGGAGAAGUGUGUAAGCCAGUUGUCAUCAGCUUGUGUGUGUGUGGAGGGUAAGAAGGCCCUGGUUCUGUCCUUAGAUUGGUCUACUGCUGUUAAUAAGAGUUCCCCUGCUCAAAUCAUAUCCUCAGACUCAGAAGGAAGGUUGAAUUUAUUAGACUGUAAUGUGGAUGGACUUACACUAGUGUCUCAGUGGAAAGCCCAUGACUUUGAGGGGUGGAUUGCAGCCUUUAAUGCUUGGGACACUAACAUUGUUUACUCAGGGGGAGAUGAUUGUAAAUUGAAAGGCUGGGAUGUUCGGUGUAAAGAUAAGCCUAUUUUUGUCUCUAAUAGGCACAUGAUGGGUGUGGUCAGCAUUCAGAGUAACCCUGUGAAGGAGUUUAUAUUAGCUACAGGGAGCUAUGAUGAGCAUGUGUUGCUUUGGGACACAAGGCAGAUGAAGAGCCCUCUCUCCAACACUGCCCUUGGGGGAGGAGUAUUCAGGAUCAAAUGGCACCCAAGGCAUGGUCAGAAAGUACUCACUGCCACCAUGCAUAAUGGUUUCCAUGUGUUGGAUGCCCGUGAAAUCCCUUCAGGAGCUAGUAGUCUCCCUUUGAUGGCUCACUACUGCCAGGAGGAACAUGGCUCAUUAGCAUAUGGAGCUGAUUGGUCAAGAAGUAUCAGCAUGGAUUCAGCAUAUGACAGGAUUGCUACUUGUUCAUUUUAUGACCAUUCGUUACAUAUCUGGGACAUUCAUCCCUGAAAUAAAUGAAUCACAUUG
Molecule: messenger RNA, 1238 nt
Organism: Liolophura sinensis
Lineage: Eukaryota; Metazoa; Mollusca; Polyplacophora; Chitonida; Chitonidae
Product: diphthine methyltransferase-like
Exons: 8
Coding region: 93-1220 (375 amino acids)
Biological process (GO): protein histidyl modification to diphthamide
Cellular component (GO): cytoplasm
Molecular function (GO): diphthine methylesterase activity; protein binding
Source: RefSeq, a predicted model, not a curated record